This is a messenger RNA of Pseudocercospora fijiensis CIRAD86, 6193 nucleotides long. RefSeq lists its product as uncharacterized. The transcript is spliced from 12 exons. NCBI's taxonomy places the organism in Eukaryota, Fungi, Ascomycota, Dothideomycetes, Mycosphaerellales, Mycosphaerellaceae. The record is from RefSeq and is a predicted model, not a curated record. Gene Ontology annotation, biological process: regulation of transcription by RNA polymerase II. Gene Ontology annotation, molecular function: DNA-binding transcription factor activity, RNA polymerase II-specific; RNA polymerase II cis-regulatory region sequence-specific DNA binding. The coding region runs from base 1 to 2970 and encodes 989 amino acids.
AUGCACGACGACGAGAUUACCGGACGACCAGGUCUUACCGACUCCGCCGCGGUAGGAACUUGCCGGCGUAUUAUACUGUUUGCCCUUUCUGACCGUCUCUGUGCCGUCCAACUGACCCGGGAUCGUCUGGUCUCGCCUCGCCUCGCCUCGCCUCCCCACGCCUCUUGGCCUCCCCUUCUUCCCUCCGUGUGGAGUUGCGCUGCUCGCCCCGCCGAUGCUUUCGUGCCUGCGCCUGCUCUCCAGCAACGCCAGAACGUCAGCGGUCAGCUUGCGUGCGUGUGGCGGGCAUCCUUGACCUCCUGCACUGGUCCGCAACCGCUUGUCGCCGCGCCGCCCUGCACCUACUCCCAUCUCCUCUGCACCUUCCCGAAUGCUCUGCACUGGCUCUGCACGCGGCAUCUUGACGACGAGACGACGACACGAAACGACACACGACCAGGUACCGUUGCGGAGUACUUCCCUUCGAGUCUUUCCUUAAGGCCACUUGGUCGAGUAUCUACAACCCUCACCCAUCCCCGCCCAUUCCCCACCACCACAACGACGUUUAUACCGCGGCGGAAAGUGCGGUCGGAGGACAUACCAGCGCUGAGCGCAGGAACGACCGGGCGACGACCGGGCGACGCAAGUGCGAAAGAGCCGCCCGAGAGAUUCGGUAAGCUGGUGACGGCCUUGGAUCACCACCGUCGCAUAACCAAUGGCCACAUUCUCCGCCGCAGUCAGGCUGUGCGAGCAACCACCCCAUCGACCCCCAAACCCGAUACAAGCAUAUCCGAACCACCCCAAGACAUCCAUAAUGAUGAAUCAUCACCCAACACUCCCACCAGGCACAGCUUUGCAGGUGUGCCGGGACAACGACCCUUACCACACCAUCCUCCCACUGCACCAGGCCUUCCGAGCACGCCGCCGCCAUCCAGCGAGGUGAAGCGCGAUGGCUCAAAUCGAUCGAAGAAGUCGUCGCAAGGCGAGUCGGAGGAUGUCGAAAUGGGGGAGGCCGGGCAAGACGACGAACAAGACGCAGAGGACGAUGGCGACUCGGAUAACGAGAGUGUCAAGAGCGAGUCGCAACGAUCGGGAAAGAAGAAGAAGAAGGGCCAACGUUUCUUCUGCACCGAGUUCCCGCCGUGUCAACUCAGCUUUACCCGGAUCGAACUGAGGAAACACACUGGCGAACGACCAUUUCAAUGUCACUGCUCACGACGCUUCUCACGUCUAGACAAUCUUCGUCAGCAUGCGCAAACAGUGCAUGUCAACGAAGAGAUCCCGGCCGAGUCGCUGGCGGCUACGAGCACGAGAUUCCAGAGACAAAUCCGCACCGACCGAGUACGGCCUCCCAACAACCGCUCUCGCGCAUCGACUCUCGGCAGUAAUGGCGGCGGUACUCAUUCUCGAGGCCAUAGCCGCAACCUCUCCACUUCCAGCAUUGGCUCGACGACGAGCAUCGGCGUGCCUGAUGACGCACGCAGACGACCGCCCGCACUUGCCAUGGCGAACGACCCUGCUGCUCGCGCACGACUGUCUUUGGAAACAUAUGGCGGCAGCCCUCAGCAGCAGUAUAUGUACUGCAACUCGUCGCCGACCAGAUAUAGUACACCCACAUCGACUGCAUACUCCACUGGCGGACAGAGCCCCCGCUUCCAGUCCGGUAUGGUCUCGCCGGUCCCAACAAUAUCAAGGUCGUCAUUCUACAAUGGCUCGAGAGCACCGGGACGUAGAUUGUCCGUGCCAUCUGGUGCGAAUCCAUUCCAACAGCAGCCCUCCACCUAUCCUCAACCGUAUUUCACCCCGCUGCCUUCCGGACAAUCAGCGACUUUCUCGCAAAGUAGCAGCACAUACGGCAGUCCGACCAGCUCGGUCUACUCUCAUGGUCGGCGAGAGUCGGAGAGCGAGAUGGAGAUUCGUAGGCGCACUUGGCAUCCGACCACGAGUUCGCAAUAUCAGCAGCGACCAGCCACGAGCGGGUUGACGUAUCAUCAAACUCCUGACGAGCCAAGACCUGCGUUCACCCAACAGCAGGCGGCCAGUCAGAUGACACGACUACCAGGGAUCGAAAGCUUCGAUCAUGCUCCGCCACCAAGCACACGACAGCCGGAUGCUAUGGUGAUCGAUUCGUCGCCAAGACCCACGAGCUCUGGAAGAGAAUUGCAGCAGGGUCUGACCAGGCUUGACAUUACUGCCGCCAAUGCACCAGUCGAAGGACAGUGGCAGGUACAGCAGGUGCCGCCGCCUCAACAGACGGCCUACUACCAUCCUCAGGCACCUCCGCAUCAAUGUGUUCAACCAAAGCACAUGUCAAUGCCAGAAGGCCCGGUCACUCCUCGAAAGCAUAAGCGCAAUGCCUGGUACGGUGGACCCAUCACACCUCAUCAAGGUGGUGUACCUGGAGGUGUGUACAUGCCUCACCGCCCUUCACCUGAAGAUUCGGGCAGCAGCGACGGCGUCCCAACACCCUCGACAUCGCAAGCGACCGAGUACAACCCUGUUAUCGUCAAUCCUGGCGUGCCUGCCGAACACCAAUACCCGCCGGGAACUGCUAUCACUUCGGAUGAGCAGAAGGUAUACUACAACUCCAAUCAGAGCAGCCACGUGCAGCAUAAGGAGGAUCGUAUGAGGACUGAUUCAGGCUAUCAGACCUAUGUACAAACGUCGCCACAGCAGCAAGCUCAGCCGCCUCAGACCUACGCGCUUCAGAGCGGUCACGAUCCACGCUUCACUCAAAGCGGCUACAGUCAGCCGCCCAACAACGAUAUGGCGAAGCUCGAGGCCCUCGUCGCCGUCGCUACCUCUGAAGGCAUGAUCUUGCGAGUUGUCGCGCUCCACAUAACCGACCUCGCAUCCCACAUCCCAACUCUAAACUGCAUUCCCACCACCACCUCUUCAUUUCCCUAUGUAACGAAACGAGCACACUCACGAAGUAACGAACAUCCAUCUCCUUUGGAACACGAAGAAACGCACCGCACACGAACACGUUAACUUUGGUUUUGGGGGGGACUCAAUUUUGCAUUAUGGUGCGGAGGCUCUUUCUUCUUCUAAUUUGCCUCUUUUUUUUCUGAAACGUUUCAUGAGAGAUACCCAACGGACGGACGGAUUUGACGGAUGGACGGAUGGAAUGGAACGAAAGGAUGAUGUAUGCACCAUGAUUUGCGAGGAAAACGCACAUUUUUUUUGUUUAGCGCUUUGCUUUGGAUUUGCGUUUUUUUUUUGAAUGUAAUUGGGAGGAGAUGAUUUAAUUUUUUCUGAUGAGAUGAUACCUUGAUUCGUUCGACGUCCUGGUUGAAGGUGCUGGGUGGUUUGGUGUAUGCUGGGCUGUCACUGGUUCUUAUGAUUUGGCAUUUGCCUGUCCGAUGAUGAAGGGAGGGAUCGGAGGAAUCUUGAAGAUUUUGUGGAUGCGAUGUGAUGUGAUUGAAUUGAGCUUUGGCAUGCAUUACCGUCGUACCUAUUCUCCUCUACCUUACGCAUCAUAACUUUGCUCCUCUCCUCUCCUCUCCUCUCCUCUCCAAGUUCAGUCUCAUCACUCCUCCUCCUCCACCUCCGGAAACCUCACCGUCUCCCCAAACUCCCUCAAACCCCCCCCACCCUCAAACUCCCAACCCCUCAUCCACUAGCCGCAAUCCCACAACCCAUAUCCUGUGCCUGAAGAUAGAAGUGCUCAACACAUGUCAACUCCUCCGCAAGAAAGCCCAAAAGCUUCCGCCACCUCUCCUCCCUCUCGUGCACGAAAUCGACGUAAGUGCUUCGGUGUUUUGCAGUGGUGGUGAGGGGAGGAUCGUCGUUUGCAGACCCGGGCUUUUGUGUAUUCGAUGAUGAGGUUUGAUGCGGAGUCGAAGGGGCGUAGUGGUCGGGGUGGGUUGAAUGUGAGGGUGAGAUGUUGCGGUGCUCAUGGCUUUUCACAUGCGUGAUUGGUGCGGAAAUGGGUUAAUUGCAAGGGUUUUGAGGGAGGGGAGGCAGACCGCGAAGAGAGUUCUAAGGUGCCAUGGUGGAAUUCUCUGAGUUCGCAUUGCGUGAGAUGGGGUUCGCGGAGGUGGAGAGUUGUGCGUGGGUACUCUGAUCUUGCGAUGGCUUGUGUAAGAUUAGUCAGUCGGGUUGAGGCUGGGUGGUCGGUGUAGCUGGCCUUGAAGAGCAGGUCGUGGUAAUCGACUAUGGAGGUUUCGAUGCACUGCUCGAUGUGGCGGUAUCCGAAAGAUGGGCGACCUUGGAAUUCGUCCGCACUCCAUUGCGAUUUCUGUCUGGAUGGAAGUUGCGCUCAUCGGCGUGUCCCAGGCUGAGAUAUGACGUGAUGCCGGCUCGCUUGAGGUUUUGUCAGGCUUGCGACAGAAGACUCACGUCUUCGCCGUCUCGUAGUGAUGCGCGAAGCGAGUUUAAAUAAAGUCCAUCAAAGCUGCGCCACACUCACAUGCAGACUCGAGCUCACAUGCAGAUUCGACCUCACAUGCAGACUCGGACUCACAAGCUUGAGCACGAACGCACAUGAAGUCAAUGCAGUCACAAGUCAUAGAACUUCCAGCUAGGCUUCUGACGCACUUCAAGCUUUCCGCCCUUCAGAAGCGCUCGCAACAGCUCAAUUGGCAUAUUGUUCUCUUUCAUGACACGAUCAUGAAACUGCUUUUCCGUCAUCUCGCCGGCGUCUACAAUCUCUUUCCUCAAAGCAUAGAGCUGCAGCGCUCCAAGCAUAUAGCCAGCUUGGUACAACGCACCGUAUUCUCCGUUGAACGACCGCCUGACUUCCCCUUCGGCCGUCGCUCGCUCGUGGCCCACUUUCUCAACCAGGUAGUCAAUGCACUGCUGAGGCGUCCACUUGCCCAGGUGAAAAUUCAAGGAGAAAACGAUGCGCGCACAGCGAUGCAUGUGCCAGAACAGCAUGCCGAGACGGUUUUCGGGAGUCCCUGGAAAGCCGCGAUCCCAGAGAAUCAGCUCCCAGUAAAACGACCAUCCUUCGAUCCAGAAAGGUGUUUGGAACAUAUUUCGAUGUUGUUUACUGCGGGCCAUGUAGUGGUAUUGAAGAUGGUGUCCCGGGAGUAGCUCGUGAAACACCGUAGAUCUCGAGAACGGCCUGUUGUUCCCUCGCAUCACCAUGAGCUUGUCCUCGUGCGACAUGGUAUCUGUUGGAUAGGACACAAUGAUCGAUGUGCCGCCUAGGAAGAAUGGAUUGACUUUCUGUCGUUCGGGACUCAUCAUGAAAGUUCUCCAACACUCCUUGGCAAUUUCUGGCAGAGUGACCAUGUCGUACUUUUCCACAUAAUCCACAGCUUCUUGGGCCAAUUCGUGAACCAUGUUCGUCUGUUGACCCGGCUCAACGUACAUGUUCUUGACCUUCUCCUGGGCCUUGCGCCAGUCAUCGCCAAAUCCCAUUUCUUGUGAAGCUUUGAUAGCUUCUUUCUCGCACCACUUAUACUGCUUCUCGCCAAUUGCUAUAAUUUCUUCCGGGGAAUAUGCGAUGAACUCUGUCAACAACUCUGCGUCGAUACCCUCCUUGCUGAUCGGCUGUCCGACGAUAGCGUCGUCGUCGCCAGGCUUGAUGCCAACCAGGUACUGUCGUAUGACAGCAACGAAGGAGACUAGCUUUUGGGAAAAGUCGUGCCAAGGCUUUGAAGUCCACCACGUGAACAGAGGGUCGUAGCCAGAGUAGAAUUCGUACCACUCUGUGAGGCGUUUGCCCAGAUCUUCUAGUUGCAGCGCAGCACGAUAUGCGCCAAAGCGGUUAUCUUCCAUCUUGAACUUGCCUUUCUGAAUCUCCGUGGAGAGAGCAUCGACAGCUUUGAUAGCGUCUGAUAGUACCUGACCAGCGUAUUUGCCUUCCGUGGGUACGACCUUUUGCCUGCGUUCGCACAAAUCAACCAAUCCUGGCACCCAGUCUCCGAGCAAUGGUUUCAAAUCGCUCAGCUGAGUCCAUUCUGUCCUGAGAGUGCGCAGCUUAUUGAAAAUCCAAGCAUGAAUGAGUAGGAAAUCCACCUUGGCAUCUUGAGUCAAGUCGUCGAAUGGAGCGAAAUGAGUGAACAAGGCAGUCGCGUGCUGGGACACGUAUUCGCCAAGACGCUGGACUCUCGUGGCGGAAAGGUUGACGUUGUAGAAUUUUUCGAGCUGGUGGACAUCUGCUGCUAUCUCAAUGAUGAAGUCUCGGAGUUCUUGUGCUUUUGUGAUUUUGUCAGCUUCUGAGAUGUUGGUCUCUUGGGAAGGCCUCGUUUCUUGUGUGGCAAGC